Patiria miniata (bat star) is the source of this 1566-nucleotide messenger RNA. RefSeq names its product ubiquinone biosynthesis O-methyltransferase-like. The record is from RefSeq and is a predicted model, not a curated record. The coding region runs from base 256 to 1056 and encodes 266 amino acids. The transcript has 5 exons. Lineage: Eukaryota; Metazoa; Echinodermata; Asteroidea; Valvatida; Asterinidae.
UUAAUGAUGGCCCUAUUGUCAAUGAAGUCCGCUGGACCAGUGGAUGUGCAUGCAUUUUGAAAAGGCCACGAACUUUAAAAUGACCUUGCUACGCCACUCAUACACGUAAACUCAGUUCUAUUGUUAAUAGGCCUUCUUUAUACUAAAUUAUAGUCGUGAAUAUGGAAUGUUUGGUGCAGUGACUAUGCGAGUUUUGUGUCGCAGUCACUGGGUUGACGUGCAACACGUACCUUGGACAGCUAACUGAUUACAAACAUGAAUUUCUCAGCAAGCACCGAUUACCAUGGUGACGGAAGAUACAUGCAGCAUGUCAACACAAUGCAACAUAUUCACAAGAUUACAUUUCGACCCGAGGAUGCCGUUCUAGACGUGGGAUGCGGUACGGGCGAAGAGACCAAAUCCAUAGCAGGGAAAGUCAAAAGCGUAACAGGUAUCGACAACUCGGAGGAGAUGCUAGCCCUGGCACGCACCAGGAACCCAGCACCCAACUUGACCUACCUUUACGGCGACGCUCGGGACUGCGGUGUUAACCCGGACUUGGUGGGACGGUUCGACAAGGCCGUCAGUUUCUUCGUUCUUCACUGGUUACCUGGCCCAGCUAUCGCCAGGGCGCUCAGAGGUAUCUUGGCCUGUCUCAAGCGGGGAGGGGAGGCGUUGUUCAUCCUCGCUAAUCGCACUCCCGUAACCGCUGACGCGGACCAGUUUCUCAAAAGUCAUCCUGAGUGGGGCAAGUACGUAAAGGAUUACAAAUCUUCAUAUAAUCCCUGGAACCAAACCGAGACAGGCAUGGAGAAACUGCUGACGGCGUGUGGUUGGACGAACGUGCAGUGCGAGCUGUAUCCUGUGACAACCUCUUUAAAUGAAAGGCGAACAAAACUGCUCUUUAAAACUGCCGCAUUGGGUCAAACUGCGCUGAUACCAGAGCGGGAGCAAGAGGCGUACCUGGAGGACAUGUGGCAGUGGGCGUUGUCUCGAUACCAAGACCCCGCCCAAGCUGGUCACGUGGUCUUCCCCAAGGAGAACGCGGUCGUACGCGCCGUUAAGCCGCAGGUUUAAUAGACCGAUCUACUAAUUGCAUGGGUUUCUUGUUGAACUUCACGCCCACCAGAUCGGAAGCUAGGCGUUUCAAAGAUGAUGGGGUAUUAGUAUCUCUCUUUUAAAAACAAAGCGAUUGUCAAAUCCUACAUAUAAGAAUUAACUAAUUAUUGUUCUGAGUCUUCCUCCUUAAUAUCUAAAAAAAAUGUAUCGUUCUUUUCCUUCAGGUUGGCAUCCUUACCCAUAUAUGUUUACAGCAAUAAGAUAUUCAUAGUAGUAUACCAAGCUUAGAUUCCAAGCUUUAAAAUGGUAUGGCGGUACGUGUUUCCGCGGCGACGCUAGAGCCUCGCAACAAAAUUGCUACGGGUAUUAUGGACGCGAUGUAGAGUACAGUUAGUAUCACGCUUUGCUCUUGUAAUCCUAUAUAAAUCAAUAUAUCUGUGAACUACCUCUGGAAAUUUGCCUCUUAUGUAAAUCAGUUUUCAAGUUGAAAAUAAAUGUUUAGUUGAAAUGAAUUGAAUUCACUCAGUA